CUGACUGUGGUAGCAGUUUCUUUUCUCCCCUGCUAGCUAGACGGUAUAUAAAAAGGCUGGCUGAGCCAUGCAGUGCUUCAGGGGAUUCCACACCCUCAGAAAGCAAAAUGUCUGACCAAAACGUCCAUAAUGCUGGUUUCACAUCCUCCGGGAUCACAGGAGGAUCACUUGCUUCAUCGAUGAUGUCCCAGGAAGCAAGAACAUCUGGGGGAGGUGUGCAUUCCGGAGGCCCUACUGCUACUCUCCAAGAAAUGGGUGCCAAAGGCUCAACCCAUUCAUCAGGUUUUACCAGCAGUGGGAUCUCCGGUGGAUCCCUGGCCUCCCAGAUGAUGUCCCAGGAGGCCAGAUCUCAUGGAGGUCAAACUCCCAGAGGUGGUACAACUUCCACUGUCCAGUCCAUCUCAAUGGGUGGCAAAGGAGGAAAACACUGAAGAGCAGAAAAACAUCAGUCUGGAACGAAGCUCUGCAAGCAAUUCAUCCUUUACCAAGAGUCAUUUGACAACUCCCCUUCUUUGCUCUCCCUGCCACAAACAUGAAAGGCAAAGCCUUUUUCACACUUCUGCACAAAUACAGUUUCUAUUAAAAUGAUGGACUCGUGCAUUAAAUUAGUGGGGACAGGGAUGAGGGGCAGUUUCUUCCUUGAUUAAACAUUCUCUGAAGCACAGGCACAUAUGAACACAAACCUAAAAUAGAAGCUAAGGUACUUUGGACUGCAAGGGUGUCUUACAAAAAUCCUGGGUUUAGCAAUGCUAGAGUCUCCAAUUACAGGUAGCUUCCUCUAUUUUACAAAAAAAGUGAUCACAGUGCAGAAGACACCCUGUUGUGAGAGAAGCAUAGAAAUACUCAAUAAGGGGCAUCCAGAAGUUCCCAUUGGAUGUACUUCUAAUGGGCUAUAAAUUAAAUUGUACUUUAUUAAAAAUACACAUAAGCAAAUGAGAACAGGACCCAAGAAAUUUCAUACCUCAGAGACGUAACUGAUAUUUGUAUAUGUCUACUAUUUCUAAGGUACCUUUCACGUUAAUUUAAUUUCAAGUCUCGGUUUACUGAGAGGUGUCAGCUUUGUCACAAUUGGACCACAACUACUCCUGUAGACUUCUUAUGACACCUGAGAACAGACAAGGAAGAGAGCCCAUUUUCUCUGGUGUAGGUCUCACUACUGGGGCCUCUUGCUGUUCCCCUCAUGUCUGACUCCCUUCCUUCAUAUGUACUCAUAUGAUGACGUUUCCUCAAAUACACGUAACAUCGUCCAUUCCUUGUACGAAUUCCCACAUACAUACUUCCACACACUUCCAUCUCCCUUCUGUCUGUCUCCUCAUCCUCCCUCCCUCUGUAUUUCUAACAAAACCACACAGUGUAGCUUCUCCGUUCCCUUCCUCACCCCAAGACAGAGGGAGAGAACCUCACACCUCCAGGCCAGGAGUUAAGAGCCAGUGGGUUUGUGGUGCCACAGUCAGUGAUUUUCUCCAACAGCUUCUGUCACCCAGCUUGAGCAUUUCCAUCUCAGCUGCAUCUCUUCAAGGCUGGGAGAUGUAUUUGUACCUGUGCACCUCAUGCUCUCAGACACGGCCUUCCCCCUCCUGCCUAGGCACCUUCCUGCAUGGACAUGAGAGGUCAGCAUUUGCCUUCGGUUGCAGAAAAGUGAAACUGAAUUAUUUGACAGGGGGAGGAGUGCUAGCAUGGAGUAGAGGCUGACGGGGAGGGGAAGAAAGGUAUCUUUGCUUGCUGUGCUAUGCAAAGUAUUAAAAGGCAAUUGAAAACAAA
Messenger RNA from Tyto alba (common barn owl), 1761 nucleotides. Its product is annotated as interferon alpha-inducible protein 27-like protein 2B. NCBI's taxonomy places the organism in Eukaryota, Metazoa, Chordata, Aves, Strigiformes, Tytonidae. Gene Ontology annotation, cellular component: membrane. The record is from RefSeq and is a predicted model, not a curated record. The coding region runs from base 108 to 431 and encodes 107 amino acids. The transcript has 3 exons.